AUGGCCACGGAUCGCGGGGUCCCAGGGGCCGGCGUCUAUGGAGAUUUACCCCCAAGUUAUACACGCUCUCAGCCGCCUGCGAACCCAGACCUACUCCGGAGACCCAGCUACUGCCACGCUGCUUUCGCUCUUAAACAGAUUUCAAAGGGGAAGGCGGUAGGUCAGAAAGCUCCUCUGUGGAUCCGGGCGAGGUUCCAGGCCCUCCUGUUCUCUCUGGGCUGCCACAUCCAGAGGCACUGUGGGAAGGUCCUCUUUAUUGGACUCUUAGUAUUCGGGGCUCUGUCUGUGGGACUCCGAGUCGCAGCCAUCGAAACGGACAUCGAACAGCUAUGGGUGGAAGCUGGUAGUCGGGUAAGCACGGAACUUCGCUACACCAAGGAGAAGCAGGGAGAGGAGUCAGUAUUUACCUCACAGAUGCUUAUCCAGACCCCCAAAGAAGAGGGCACCAAUAUUCUUACCCAGGAGGCUUUGCUGGUUCACAUGGAAGCGGCCCUGUCUGCCAGCAAGGUCCAGGUGUCACUGUUUGGCAAAUCGUGGGAUCUCAAUAAAAUAUGCUAUAAAUCAGGAGUCCCUAUUAUAGAAAAUGUCAUGAUUGAAAGGAUGAUUGACAAGCUAUUCCCCUGUAUGAUAAUCACCCCAUUGGACUGUUUUUGGGAAGGGGCCAAACUACAAGGAGGCUCCGCCUAUUUACCGGGUAUGCCAGAUAUCCAGUGGAUGAAUCUAGAUCCAGUCAAACUGAUGGAGGAAUUGAGCCAGUUCACUUCAUUGGAAGGAUUUAAGGAGAUGUUGGACAAAGCCCAGGUGGGACAUGCCUACAUGAACAGGCCAUGUCUGGACCCUUCAGACCCUGACUGCCCCCUCAGUGCACCCAACAAGGAGCAAGGAGAGAGUCCUGACAUUGCUGGGCGUCUCCAGGGUGGUUGCCAUGGUUUUAGCCGGAAGUUCAUGCACUGGCAGGAGGAGCUGAUCCUGGGGGGGCGGGUCAAGAACAGCCAGGAGACUCUGCUGAGUGCGGAGGCUCUCCAAACCAUGUUCCUGUUGAUGAGUCCUAAGCAGCUGUACGAGCACUUUAAAGACGACUACGAGAUCCAUGACAUAAACUGGAAUGAAGAAAAGGCUACCGCCAUCCUCGAGUCCUGGCAGAGGAAGUUUGUGGAGGUGGUCCACCAGAGUAUCCCAUCCAACUCCAGCCAGUCCAUCCACGCUUUCUCCACCACCACCCUCAAUGACAUCAUGAAAUCUUUCUCUGAUGUCAGCGUCAUCAGGGUGGCCGGAGGAUACCUUCUCAUGCUGGCCUAUGCCUGUGUGACCAUGCUAAGGUGGGACUGUGCCAAGUCCCAGGGGGCCGUAGGGCUAGCUGGGGUGCUGUUAGUGGCUCUGUCGGUGGCCGCAGGACUGGGUCUGUGCUCCCUGCUUGGCCUAUCCUUCAAUGCUGCCACCACACAGGUGCUUCCCUUCCUGGCUCUAGGGAUUGGUGUGGAUGACAUGUUUCUGUUGGCUCAUUCCUUCACAGAGGCUGGAAGCAACAUCCCCUUUAAGGAGCGGACAGGAGACUGUUUGCGUCGCACCGGCACCAGUGUGGCUCUGACUUCCAUCAACAACAUGAUUGCGUUUUUUAUGGCCGCUCUCGUACCCAUUCCUGCCUUGCGAGCUUUCUCUUUGCAGGCGGCCAUUGUGGUUGUGUUUAACUUCGCCAUGGUGCUGCUCAUCUUCCCUGCCAUCCUCAGUUUGGACCUCCACCGGCGCGAGGACAAGCGUUUGGAUAUCCUCUGCUGCCUGUACAGCCCCUGCUCCGACCGAGUCAUUCACCUCUCUCCGCACGAGCUGUCAGACGCUGGGGAGCAGCCGCCCACGCCUACGACGGCAACGGCGCACACACACCAGUACACGUCGGGAUCAACAAUCACCACCAGCACCCAAAUCACCACCACAGUGCAGGCAUUCACGCAGUGUGACGCAGCAGGCCAGCAUAUCGUCACCAUCCUACCACCUACCUCACAGAUCUCCACCAGCCCGCAAUCCAUCAUCAUCUGCCCCACUUCACAGCCUCAAGCCAUCACACCUUCCCCUACCACCACCUCUGUGCCGGACCCCUAUGGCUCCCAGCUCUUCACCCCUACCUCCAGCUCCACACGGGACCUCCUAGCCCAGGUAGAGGAUUCCAAAUCGGGAAAGGAGUGCGUCCCACUCCCUUUCCUACACUGGAACCUGUCCAACUUCGCCAGGGAGAAAUACGCCCCUCUGCUCCUCAAGCCCAAAAGCAAAGCCAUCGUGGUGGUUCUCUUUCUGGGCCUCCUGGGACUCAGCCUGUAUGGGACCACAAUGGUGCACGACGGCCUCUACUUAACCGACAUCGUGCCACGCGACACCAAGGAAUAUGAUUUCAUUGACGCCCAGUUCAAGUACUUUUCCUUCUACAACAUGUACCUGGUGACCAUGGACAGAUUUGAUUACGCCCGGUCACAGAGGCUGUUGGUCCAGCUGCACAAUGCCUUCAACUCUGUUAAAUACGUGGUCAGAGACAGCAACGACAAACUGCCCCGCAUGUGGCUGCACUACUUCCAGGACUGGCUUAGAGGUCUUCAGGCUGCUUUUGAUGCUGACUGGCAGGCAGGCAGGAUUACCUCUGACAGCUAUCGUAAUGGCACAGAGGACGGAGCUCUGGCGUACAAGCUCCUCAUCCAGACCGGCUCCAAGAAAGAGCCUUUUAACUACAGCCAGCUGACCUCUCGUCGGCUGGUGGAUGCAGAGGGUUUGAUCCUCCCGGAGGUGUUUUACAUUUACCUGACAGUCUGGGUCAGCAACGAUCCCCUGGGCUAUGCUGCCUCCCAGGCCAACUUCUACCCCCAUCCUCGUGAGUGGAUUCACGACAAGUAUGACACUACAGGGGAGAAUCUGCGCAUCCCAGCUGCAGAGCCCCUGGAGUUUGCCCAGUUCCCCUUCUACCUGAACGGCCUUCGCCAGGCCAGCGACUUUGUGGAGGCCAUCGAGAGUGUGCGGGCCAUCUGUGAUGAGUUUAGCCGCAAGGGCGUGUACAACUACCCUAAUGGAUACCCCUUCCUGUUCUGGGAGCAGUAUAUUGGCCUCAGACACUGGUUCCUUCUGGCGAUCAGCGUGGUGCUGGCCUGCACCUUCCUGGUCUGUGCGAUUCUCCUGCUCAACCCCUGGACUGCCGGCAUCAUUGUGUUUAUCUUGGCCAUGAUGACGGUGGAGUUGUUUGGCAUCAUGGGUCUAAUUGGCAUCAAGCUGAGUGCCAUCCCUGUGGUUAUCUUGAUUGCCUCUGUGGGCAUCGGAGUGGAGUUCACUGUUCACAUCGCACUGGGCUUCCUGACAGCGAUUGGCAACAGAAACAAGCGCUCCGCAGUGGCUCUGGAGCACAUGUUUGCCCCGGUGGUUGAUGGAGCGAUCUCCACGCUGCUGGGCGUUCUCAUGCUGGCUGGGUCAGAGUUUGACUUCAUCAUGAGGUAUUUCUUUGCUGUGUUGGCCAUCCUGACUGUUUUGGGGAUGCUGAAUGGCUUGGUUCUCCUACCAGUCCUCCUGUCCAUGAUGGGGCCGCCGGCUGAGGUCACCCCAGUUGACAAUGCCAGCCGCCUUUCCACGCCUUCCCCUGAACCCCCACUGCCCCCACCAAUGACCCACCAUGGCUACUACACGGGCCACCAUAACCCACGGUCACCUCGUCAACAGGCUUUUUCGGAGUCAUCGGACUCUGAGUAUUACUCGGAGAUGACCACCACUUCAGGGAUCGGGGAGGAGGAUUAUAAGUACUGUGACCGGAACGCGUACAUAGCAUCGCACACCAGCGUCCCACCUGCAACAUCUCACAUACUGCUGGAAGCCAGCAAGAACCCCAGCUUCCCCAAGCUUACGGUGGUGAAGCCCUUUAGAGAAAAUGCAGCGGGCGGUGGUGGAAGGAUAGAACCGUUAAAUGAAUCUUCCCACAACGUACAGUCACCGCUCGGCUCCCAGAUUACAUGCUGGGAUGGAAACAAGCGGGAGCAACAGCAGGGCCUCCACAGGCUCCAGGCACAGCAAGGCCAACACUUACCCAGCGACAGAGCUCACUUCCCUGGUAGGACUUGUCAAAGCGGCCCCAGGCUGCAGAAUGGCAGAGGGCCUCAGCCAAACAGGACUAAAGGGCCAAGCUAUAUUAAUAGCAAUUCUGCCCUGCCGAUGCAACAAAGCUCCACUGGGGGACCUGUUACAAUGGUAACGGCCACAGCCUCAGUGACGGUAGCUGUGCAUCCGACCUUGCCAGGGGCGGCAUACCAAGGCUACAUGCAUGAAGGUUUUGACACGGACACUGAGUCAGACUGUUUUGAGGCUGCUAAGAGGACUUGUGGUGACAAAACAAACUUUUCUUCAUGUAAGAGAGACUCUCUAGAGCUCCAAGACUUGGAAGCAACACAGGGCCAGACAGAGCAUCAGCUCUGCAAGACACAAGGUGGGUUGAGGAUGCAGGCAGCCAAAGAUUGCUAGACUCUCUCACACGCCCUGCCUUCUCUCUCCGAAGCUCUGGCUGCUUCCCAGAGCACCUUGACGCCCCCAUGGCGUCACAUCACGUCUUGAACUGAUCAACUGUACUUAAAAAGGAGAGGAUUUAUUUCAAGGACAAAUUCAGAAAAAAAUAUGCCGUUUUAAGAAUUAUAUAAAUCUAUGAGUAUAUAUUUUAAUACUAAAAAAAGAAGGAAGCUAUUUAAAAGAGUACUGUAUAACUUGGGUAUACUCUUGUGUUCAGAUGUAAAAGAUUAUUUGUCCCCCACAGUGUAUAGAAUAAGAAAUGUGUUAUAUGUAAAAAGUGUCCACAAAAAGUGAGAUGUUAUUAAGAUAUUAGGCUAUUGAACAUACAUUUCAGUGUCAGUGUUUUAUUUCUAUUUGUAUUGGUAUGUUCUUUUUUUGCUGCUACACUUUUAAUUUUAAGUGAUUUGCCUUAAAAAAUGCAGUACCCCCCCUUCCCCCUCUGGUUAUAGUCUAGUAUAACUUUGUUCACAGUAUUGUACUGUGGGACAGUCUGCAUCUGACACACUCUCUGUUGUAUUUUAACUAUAGAACAUCUCUGUCACAGUGUGCACUGUUAAAAAAAGCAGAGAAUUACACAGCAGAAACUGUUUUCUUAACAGUAGUAACCGUUGUGCCUUCAAUUUGCCCCCUUUUAGAGCUCAGUAUUAUGUCCUUGCUUUUGGCGUAAAUAUGUUUUACCUGUCUCGUCCAGACACAGCAGACUGAUGUUUAUCAGUCAUCACAUCAUCUGCCCAUCUGUCUGAAUAGUGUUGAAUGUGAUCAGUCAGCCAACAUACUGGCAGAGUCGCAGCUAAUUCAUAUUAAUGUUAAAUCUUUGUCUGGGUGUCCCAAUAUCCUCUGCAGUUCAAACUACUUGAAGGAGCUGUGAUAAGAUGCUUUUUUCUUCUGCAGUUUUUGUAAGCUCUACAGUGGGUGAAGUUCACAUUUGUCACGUUGUGUUUGGCAAUUGCGUUGUUCACCUUCUUGUAUUAUUUUGAAAGGGAAUUCGAAAAUCCAAUGCAAAGGGAGUGAUUAUAUUUUAUUAUAUCAUUAUUAUUUUCUCCUUUUUUUCCUUUGCUGGCUGCUUUAGGGUUGUAACACGUUGAGGCUGUUGUGACCCUGUGCAAAUAUUACAUAAUGUAAACAGGUUCAAACUUUAUAAUGCUUCCACCUGCUCUGACUCACUUUCUAAUUUCUCAGUCUUCUUGCUAAUACAGACCUCAUAUAUGUCACAUUGCAUUUUUUUUUUUUUCAUUCUUAGGAUUUUCAUGUAAUUUGCUUUACAAAGUUUCCAUUGUUGUUGUUCAGUAUUGGUCUCAUCACUGCUAGGUUAAAAUUGCAGGGAAAAACAUGCGGAUCUAUUUUUCAAAUAUUUACAUACUUUAAGUGGCAGCUUUGGUUUCUUUUGAAAAUAUGAAAGAAAGGUGAAGUAGCUACUGUGCAGUUGUGAAUAAUUAAGCAAAAUGAGCAAAGCACCAUUUACAGUUUGAUCAGACCAUAGACAGCCAGCAUGUGUUGUCAGACAGUAUAGAGGAGUUUAAAAGGGGACAGGGGGAUUAAGGGGGAGCUCCUGCAUUGGUUUGUAGUUUAUUUCAAAAAAUUGUUAAUGUCAUGCCAUAUAAGUUAUUUAUAUUAAAAAUUUAUUUUUGUAGUUUGUACAGAUGUUAGUAUCUAGACUGAAGUUCUAUUUUUAAAGAGUGAAUAUAUAUUAUAUAAUAUAUCUAUUUGUUGCAGAGUUUGUUUUUGUUUUGUUUUGUUUGCAUUUUGGGAUGGGGGGAGGGGGGUUGUGGGAGGGAGGGGAUGACAACACUUUAGAGCAGAGGCCUUUUUUGGGGGGGUGGAGCAAAAGGGGCAGUAGGGGGACCAUGAAGGAGAAGGUGUGUAGGAUUGUGUCACUGUUACACCUUGCUUUUAAGUUUCCUCUUGGCCCCUCUUCUUCAUUGUCAUUUUUAAAAAUGUUCUUGUCCAUGUCUAAAACACUGUGACUUCUGAAAACUAUGCUCAAGAAAACAUUUGUGUGACCGUUAUGUUCCCUCACCUGCUAUAGAAAUUUAACUAACAAAAUAAAUUGAAGGAAAAAAUC
Micropterus salmoides (largemouth bass) is the source of this 6583-nucleotide messenger RNA. It is a transcript of the gene ptch2, whose product is annotated as patched 2. The record is from RefSeq and is a predicted model, not a curated record. Bases 1 to 4479 code for a protein of 1492 amino acids. NCBI's taxonomy places the organism in Eukaryota, Metazoa, Chordata, Actinopteri, Centrarchiformes, Centrarchidae. Gene Ontology annotation, molecular function: smoothened binding; hedgehog receptor activity; hedgehog family protein binding. The transcript has 23 exons. Gene Ontology annotation, cellular component: plasma membrane. Gene Ontology annotation, biological process: smoothened signaling pathway.